Gallus gallus (chicken) is the source of this 4306-nucleotide messenger RNA. RefSeq names its product thymocyte selection associated high mobility group box (gene TOX). The transcript is spliced from 9 exons. Bases 579 to 2039 code for a protein of 486 amino acids. Gene Ontology annotation, cellular component: nucleus. The record is from RefSeq and is a predicted model, not a curated record. NCBI's taxonomy places the organism in Eukaryota, Metazoa, Chordata, Aves, Galliformes, Phasianidae. Gene Ontology annotation, molecular function: chromatin DNA binding. Gene Ontology annotation, biological process: leukocyte differentiation; regulation of transcription by RNA polymerase II.
AGGGGCAGCGGCGGCGGGGUGAAACCCUCUCAGUUUUCAGGAAAGAUUUCCCACAUGGUCUCAUCUACCAAUCGCAACAGGAAGGACCAAAAUCAGCCUGGCUGCGUUUCACAUACGCUCAAUGGAGUUCUAGAAUUCAGGGAUAAAUCUGGCCCUUUGUGGUGGGUGCCUGAGGAUAUUUCGGAAGAUCCCAGAGGUACGGCUGUUAGCGACGUUCAGUAGCCGUGUUUGGCAGCCUCCGUCCCCUGCCCCAUAGGUCGGAAGUUGGUGCUAGGAGCGAACUUUGCUCAGCAGGAGGAGCCCAGAUGCAUAUAAGCAUGUGUGCGGGUAUUAAUGUUUUGUUCAAGUGCUCCGAGUAGUGUUAGGCUGCUACUCAUGAUGUGCGACUUGCCAUUAUUUUCUCUAUUGUCUCUUUUUGUACCUUGUAACCAUAAAGUGUUGCCAUGUAAGAAGCCCGGGCUAGAAUUAAUGGCAUAAGUACUAAAGUGUCUGAAGACCCGUUUGGCAGUGAAACUGGACAAACGUUAUUAAACCUAUCAGUGAUUUAAGGCUUCAAAAAGAAGUUUGACGGUGAGAACAUGUACAUGAGUAUGACAGAGCCGAGCCAGGACUAUGUGCCAGCCAGCCAGUCUUUUCCUGGCCCAAGUCUUGAAAGUGAAGAUUUUAACAUACCUCCUAUCACUCCUCCGUCAUUGCCUGACCAUUCACUGGUGCACUUGAAUGAAAUUGAGUCCGGAUAUCACUCUCUGUGUCAUCCAAUGAACCAUAAUGGCCUCCUUCCAUUCCACCCACAAAACAUGGAUUUACCUGAAAUUACAGUUUCCAACAUGCUUGGCCAAGAUGGGACACUGCUUUCCAAUUCGCUCUCUGUGAUGCAAGAUUUACGGAAUACAGAAGGAGCCCAGUAUAGUUCCCAUCCUCAGAUGGCAACCAUGAGGCCAAGGGUUCAACCUGCAGAUAUUAGGCAGCCAGGAAUGAUGCAGCACGGGCAGCUGACUACUAUUAACCAGUCCCAGCUCAGUGCACAGCUUGGUUUGAAUAUGGGUGGAAACAAUGUUCCUCACAACUCACCCUCUCCACCUGGAAGCAAAUCUGCAACUCCUUCACCAUCCAGUUCAGUCCAUGAAGAUGAAGGAGAAGAUAGCUCUAAGGUUAAUGGAGGAGAGAAGAGACCUGCUUCAGAUAUGGGAAAGAAACCCAAAACUCCCAAAAAGAAGAAGAAGAAGGACCCAAAUGAGCCACAAAAGCCUGUGUCUGCCUAUGCAUUAUUCUUCCGAGACACUCAAGCAGCCAUCAAGGGCCAGAACCCCAAUGCUACUUUUGGUGAAGUCUCUAAAAUUGUAGCUUCAAUGUGGGACGGCUUAGGAGAAGAACAAAAACAGGUAUACAAAAAGAAAACUGAAGCUGCCAAGAAGGAAUAUCUGAAGCAGUUAGCUGCCUACAGAGCAAGCCUUGUAUCCAAGAGCUACAGUGAACCUGUUGAUGUCAAAGCCUCCCCGCAGCCUCAAAUGAUGAAUUCAAAGCAGUCAGUGUUUCAUGGGUCUGCCCAGAGUCACUCUGCACUGUACCUCAGCUCCCACUACCACCAACAACCAGGAAUGAAUCCUCACAUCACUGCUAUGCAUGCCAAUAUCCCCAGGAACAUAGCACCCAAGCCCAACAACCAAAUGCCAGUGACUGUUUCCAUAGCAAACAUGGCUGUGUCCCCGCCACCACCACUUCAGAUCAGCCCUCCUCUGCACCAGCAUCUCAACAUCCAGCAACACCAGCCGAUUUCAAUGCAGCAGUCCAUUGGAAACCAGCUACCGAUGCAGGUCCAGUCUGCUUUACAUUCACCUACAAUGCAGCAAGGAUUUACUCUUCAGCCUGAUUAUCAGAAUAUCAUCAAUCCAACAUCAACAGCUGCACAAGUUGUUACCCAAGCAAUGGAGUAUGUUCGUUCAGGGUGCAGAAAUCCUCCAGCACAGACUGUGGACUGGAAUAAUGACUACUGCAGUAACGGGGGCAUGCAGAGGGACAAAGCACUCUACCUUACCUGAAAAUCUGAAACACCUCUCCUUUCCACUGAGGAAUGCAGGGAAGUCUUUUCAUCAUGGAUUGCUUUAUGCAGUCAAGGCAGUUCUGCAUUUUAUUAUGAAAUACAAGUUGCUAAGCACUUAGGACUAUCUGAGCUUGUGGGUCACCCACUCUGGAAAAAUAGUCUUGCUUCUUUCUUUUUCUUUCCCUCCCCCCAUUUUGUUUUUCAUUCUUUCUUUCUGCUUUCCACCCCCACCCUGAGAUCCUGUAACGGACAUUGCUUUUCUUCUUCCCCGAAGGAAACUUGGACCAUUCAGAUUUUAUGUUGGUUUUUGCUGUGAAGUGCUGCGAUAGUAACUGCCUUAGCAACUGUAGAUGUCUCGGAUAAAAGUCCUGGAUUUUCCAUUGUUUUUUCAUAAUGGGUGUUUAUAUGAAACUACUAAAGACUUUUUAAAUGGCUUGAUGUAGCAGUCAUAGCAAGUUUGUAAAUAGCAUCUAUGUUACACUCUCCUAGAGUAUAAAAUGUGAAUGUUUUUGUAGCUAAUUGUAAUUGAAACUGGCUCAUUCCAGUUUAUGGAUUUCACAAAAAGGGUUAAAUUGGCAAACAUUCAUAUUUUUACUUCAUUUUUAAACAAGUGACUAAUAGUUCUAUAUUUUCAAACUAUUUGGAGGAGGAAAAAAAAAAAAGUAAAAUAUUCCCAAAUGAUAUUAAUUAAAAUAUUGGCUGUGUCUCAUGAAAUAAACACAAAAACGAGAGGGAAAUCAGUGUUGAUAAAGAGCAAACACAUUUAUUUUGUACUGCCUAAAAACGCUUCUUUUUUUAAAAGAAAAUCACUUUAUGUGUACUGGUUAGUAAAUGUCAUUUAAGUCCUUUUAUGUAUAAAACUGCCAAAUGCUUACCUGAUAUUUUAUUAGAUGCAGAAACAGAUUGGAGACAGCUAAAUUAUAACCUUUACAUAUGGCUAUGUAUUGUUUCUUCAUACUGUGUCUGUAUUUAAUCUUUUUUUAUGGAACCUGUUGCGCCUAUUUAUGAAAUAAUAAAUAUAGGUGUUUGUAAGUAAAUUUGUUAGCAUUUUAAAGAGGUUUCUUUGAUGCUUUAACUUUUGCUGGCACAAAUCGUUCACAACUGAUGUGAAUACUUUAUUUAGUUUUUACAGUGACAUAUAUAACGCCAAACCUGCUUUUCUGGCAGAAAAUGAAGGUAACCAAUGCUUAUUUCUGUAUUUCUUUGGUUGCUAAGGAAGGAAAAUAAACAACGGUAUUUUAAGUAAUUCCCUUUUUAAAGCAUUGUAGCAAGAAGUCGCCCAAAACUAAGCCUUGAUCCAACAAAACUAACUGUAUAAAGCUGCAUAAUGCUGCUUCUUCAGACUUCAUCAGUUUGGAUUAAUUAGUCAAGUGGAAUAAAAGUGUUACCAACAGAAAUAUUACCCAAUAUGCUUCAGCCAUUUUAUUAUACAGGCAAAAGUUCCUACAGUCUUUUAGGGAGCGUAUCACAAAUAUAUCCUAAAGUGAAAAGUAAGUUAAAUAGCCACAGGGAAAGGGAUAAAAAAAAAAUAGUAAUCCAAAAGAAGGCAUCUUGUCAAUGCUUUUGAUCAGGGAGAGAUCUGAAAAUGCUUUUCUGGAGGAUUUCAUGCCAGAUGCCUGUCCAAGUAAUAGAGAGUAUCGCUGAUCUGUAUUGUCCACGGGAAAUGAAGAAAGCAACUCAGAAUCAAUAUGAAUUAUGUAAUGCCAUUGAUUAAAAAAAAAAAAAAAAAGCAAAGAAAAGAAAAAGAAAAACAAACAAAGGUAUGUUUGCUUUGGAAUGAUUUCAGGCAAUGUACAGUUGGAAUCACUUGGCAUGUAAUAACUAAUAAAUAAUGCAGAUCAGAUUUGAUUACUCAAAUGACUGUAGCUGAGAGCUCUAAUUUUCCUGUCUUUAAACUGUAUAAGAACUCGUGAUUAAAUUCACAGUUUAUUGUUUGUCUGUUUAGUACUUUAGAAAUAUACCAGCACUACUAAUUACCCAAUGUCUUCUAUUUAUUAUAUUAUAGCAAACUACAUUUUCCACUCAUAUUAAUUUGAAAGUGAGAAAAUAAUUACUGGGAAUGAGAAAAAUCAGCUUUGAUUUUGACAGGCAGUUUUCUUUUUUCUUCUACAGAAAAGAACUGUGUUAUCUCCAUUUCUUUUAGAGCAGGUGCACAGUCACAUAAAGUUGUUAAUUUCAAUAUCCAAGCAGAGUUCAAAAUACAAGAAAACUUUAAUGUAAAUAAAAAAAAAAUACAUCAUGAAUAAAAUACUUAUUCUGUAUGAA